UGAAAACAUUGUAUAAAAAUGUGAUCGUACAGCUAAUGAAAAUGAAUUCGCCUAAAAGAUCCACUUCACUGAACUAAUUGUUUUACUUCAAUGGGAAUUAUUCACGGAUUUAACUGGAGACAGCAUUUUUCGCUUAUGUUGUAACGAUAGAAGACAAGGGGCAGGCGGCAGAUGGUUUAUUUUGAAAAUCAACAGAUAUUUAUAGAUUUUUAUGUACAUUACUGUCAGUGGAGAAGCAACGCCUUCUGUAUGGUUGUUUUCUUGCUGAAGGUUAUUCUGUACUGCAUGUGACCGUUUCUUAGACAGCUAAGCCAUAUAUUUGUGAGUCGUAUUUGCACACAUUAGGUCUGCUGUGAUUGGCUUGUGGGUUCCUCACGGUUAAGCUUUGUUAUUAUUUUUUCUCAUUACCCCGAUUCGGGACGUAAAUAUCGACGUAAAUUGUUGUUCACAAUGUUGACUUGCAGACAGCUCUCACCACAAUAUGACUCGGCUUAUAUUUUACCAUGGGGAUUUUUACUAACUAGUUUUGAAACAUAUCAUCCUUCUUCAGCAUUGUAAUAUCCUUUUUAAUACUGAUAACCGAAAUUUUCGAUUUCUUUAAUUUACUGCUAAGUGAACUUCGUAUUGAGUAUUCCAUUGAAUAAACUGAAUGUUGUUGAAUGCACUGUAAAUUGUGAUCACCAAUACACGAGUAAUAUGAAUGAUUAUUAAUAAUGAUUAUCCAACCUUUGAAACGUAUGUGUGUGCACGUUUACAUUUACCACGCAUACAUAUAAUCAAAAUGAUACCAAAUUCGUGUAAACUAAAACUGAACAUAUUGAAAAUAAUUCGAUAAAAGGACAGAAAAAAGAACAAGAGAGAAAGUGCAUCAAAUAAUUGCUUUGCAAAGAUACCUUUUACAGGACAUAGUAUGCCUCCGAACAAUAAAUACUUCAAGCCCAAACAAUCAGCUCACUUUCUAUCAAUGUCAUAUGAAAAUUCACUGUUUUCACACAUUGGUUCAACAGAUGAAAUCUCUUUCAUGAAGAAUGGAGAGGCAUCUCUAUCAAGAAAUAAUUUUGAAAAAAAUCAUCAAUCACAUAACACAACAGCAGAACUGACUAACUUCAGUGAUCUUCCUACUCCAGAUCUCACUAGAAAAGUGGAAGUAUUAACCAAACUCCAGAGUGAAGUACGCAACAGUGAGAGGCAGUCUUUAAGUAAACUGAAUAAAAUACCUGGUGAGAUGUCAACAAGAACUAUAAACAUGAGAAAUCAUGAAGUAGAUGAUAAAAUCAAUAAAAAUGAAGAGUUUAACUUUAAUAAGCUUAAAGAAUUGUAUAAACAAAUUCUUAUUUGUAUUGGUGAAAAUCCGAAUCGACCAGGACUGAUAGAAACGCCAGCUAGAGCAUCAUCAGCAAUGCUUUAUUUUACUAAAGGCUAUCAAGAUGAUUUGCAACGAAUUGUAAACAAUGCAUUAUUUGAUGAAGGUCAUGACCAGAUGGUUAUUGUAAAGAAUAUUGAUUUUUUCUCCAUAUGUGAGCAUCAUUUACUCCCUUUCUCUGGUCAUGUAUCUAUCGCCUAUUUGCCUAACAAGCAUGUCAUUGGAAUAAGCAAAUUAGCUCGCAUUGUGGAAUUAUAUUCACGACGUCUACAAAUCCAGGAAAGACUAACAAAUGAAAUAGCUGACGCUAUAGUUGAAUUAAUGAACCCAAUUGGAGUUGGUGUAAUCAUUCAAGCCAAACAUUUGUGCAUGUCAAUGCGAGGUGUACAUAAGUCGACUACAGUAACUGUGACACAAAAACUAAAAGGUCAAUUUCUAACCGACGAUAAAAUUAGAGGAGAAUUCAUAAAUUUAAUUACUUAAGUUUCAGUGCAGCUUAAAAUAACAACGUUUAUCUUCAGGAUUAUUUUUACAAAAAGAAAUCAUUCACUUUGUUAUUUUGCAUUUUAAAUCUAUGUUGUUUCACUGUCAUACCAGUAUUCAUUCAUGGUGUUUACACAACCUGAGUGUAUUUAAGUUAAAACUGCAUUGAUUGCAUGUAUGAAGUUUCU
Molecule: messenger RNA, 2034 nt
Organism: Trichobilharzia regenti
Lineage: Eukaryota; Metazoa; Platyhelminthes; Trematoda; Strigeidida; Schistosomatidae
Source: the annotation of a GenBank genome assembly